Coregonus sp. 'balchen' is the source of this 9920-nucleotide messenger RNA. Lineage: Eukaryota; Metazoa; Chordata; Actinopteri; Salmoniformes; Salmonidae. The record is from the annotation of a GenBank genome assembly.
ACAGAGACAGAGACAGAGACAGAGGGAGAGACGUGGUGGCUGUGGUGUAUCAUAUUGACAUGGUACAUUUGGGUGAGAAGGUGUUGCUGUUUGUUGACCAUCUCUAACAAGGUCAGCUGUCCGACCCUGCUAAAUACUUCACUUUGUAAGUGCUUAUUUCUCUUAAACUGUGUGUGCGUGUGUGUUUGCUUGUGGGCCUUUGCACAAAUACUGUAUGUACUCCACUAAUACCGUACCGUCUAUGCUUGUUUGCAUUUUUUAACUCUUCACACUGUCAUACACAAUAUCUACCAUCUGCUAAGUGUUUAUCUUCUCCUUUCUCUCCUUCAAUUUAUCAAGUGUUCUUUCACUUCUCCUUUCCCUCUAUCAUCUCAGUGGCACACACAGCUGGGGUCACAACACACUAUGCACCACUGAUCAAGGGUUAAACAUCAGUUGGGGGCUGCUGUGCACUGUUAAAAUAGCUGCCAGUUUGAUAUCAUUGUACACUAACACAUUAUCUGUCCCAAAUGCCUGCACAGCAAGAGAUACUCUGUCACAGUAUUGUACAGUAACAACAAGAACUGCUUGAUCCCAAUUCCCAGAACACAAUACACACAAAAACAACACAACAAGAGCCUUUCGAAAAUGAGAGAAUGAAAGAUGGUGUGUGUUUCAGUUUUAAAGCCUUCAACGCCUGUACAGCAAAAGUCAGUAAUGACAUACCAGCACUGUUCUGUAUUGCUCUUUGUCCUGUGUGUACAAGGCAAUAAACUAAAGAAUGUAUAAACCCCAUUUCCACUUCAAUUAGUAACCCAUUUGCCGUAGACUACAGUCUAAGCUUUAGGCGGCAGGGGAAACCUGUUCAUUGACACUGUUCUUAGUGUGAGUUUACAAGUGUGGUCAAAACAACCUGUUCCUCUGUGCAAGCAUACAUUGUGUGUGUGUGUGUGUGUGUGUGUGUGUGUGUGUGUGUGUGUGUGUGUGUGUGUGUGUGUGUGUGUGUGUGUGUACAUUAGGAUUACAGUAUUUGCUCAUGGGUUACCUGAAAGAAAAAGUUACAUUUCAAAAUAUAAUUUUGAUUGUUUGAACAACGUGUAGGCCGCAUCAAGUACAGAGUGAGCAGUAGAAUUAGCACAUGCAUUUUUAUGAGCACAGGCUUAUAUCAAAAUGCUUUUCAAUCAACACCAGCCCAUUUUGAUUGGCUCAAAUCAACGGAUCAUUGAUUGGCAGUGGUAGUGAGACCCCUCCAAAGAGGUGAAAGUGUUUCAGAGAACACAGAAUGGAACUAAUAUGAGGUCAUACUUGGAAUGGUAGAAUAGAAUAUAAACGUUGUUAAUGAUAUCAGUUGGACACUUUCAAGAUGUUGAUAGAUGGCCCUGUUUUAUGCAUUUGAUUGGAUUAUAACAGUCAAGACGUUAUCCCUGUGAAUCACAAGGUAAGUCCUUUUUUUCUCUGAAAUACUGUCGCAUAUACAGUUGAAGUCGGAAGUUUACAUACAUUGGAGUCAUUAAAACUCGUUUUUCAACCACUCCACAAAUUUCUUGUUAACAAACUAUAGUUUUGGCAAGUCGGUUAGGACAUCUACUUUGUGCAUGACACAAGUAACUUUUCCAACAAUUGUUUACAGACAGAUUAUUUCACUUAUAAUUCACUGUAUCACAAUUCCAGUGGGUCAGAAGUGUACAUACACUAAGUUGACAGUGCCUUUAAACAGCUUGGAAAAUUCCAGAAAAUGAUGUCAUGGCUUUAGCUUCUGAUAGGCUAAUUGACAUCAUUUGAGUCAAUUGGAGGUGUACCUGUGGAUGUAUUUCAAGGCAUACCUUCAAACCCAGUGCCUCUUUGCUUGACAUCAUGGGAAAAUCAAAAUAAAUCAGUCAAGACCUCAGAAAAUAAAUGGUAGACCUCCACAAGUCUGGUUCAUCCUUGGGAACAAUUUCCAAACGCCUGAAGGUACCACGUUCAUCUGUACAAACAAUAGUACGCAAGUAUAAACACCAUGGGACCACGCAGCCGUCAUACCGCUCAGGAAGGAAACACGUUCUGUCUCCUAGAGAUGAACGUACAUUGGUGCGAACAGUGCAAAUUAAUCCCAGAACAACAGCAAAGGACCUUGUGAAGAUGCUGGAGGAAAUAGGUACAAAAGUAUCUAUAUCCACAGUAAAACGAGUCCUAUAUCGACAUAACCUGAAAGGCCACUCAGCAAGGAAGAAGCCACUGCUCCAAAACCCCCAUUAAAAAGCUAGACUACGGUUUGCAACUGCACAUGGGGACAAAUAUCAUUAUUUUUGGAGAAAUGUCCUCUGGUCUGAUGAAACAAAAAUAGAACUGUUUGGCCAUAAUGACCAUCGUUAUGUUUGGAGGAAAAAGGGUGCUGCUUGCAAGCCGAAGAACACUAUCCCAACCGUGAAGCACGGGGGUGGCAGUAUCAUGCUGUGGGGGUGCUUUGCUGCAGGAGGGACUGGUGCACUUCACAAAAUAGAUGGCAUCAUGAGGAAGGAAAAUUAUGUGGAUAUAUUGAAGCAACAUCUCAAGACAUCAGUCAGGAAGUUAAAGCUUGGUCGCAAAUGGGUCUUCCAAAUGGACCAUGACCCCAAGCAUACUUCCAAAGUUGUGACAAAAUGGCUUAAGGACAACAAAGUCAAGAAUUGGAGUGGCCAUCACAAAGCCCUGACCUCAAUCCUAUAGAACAUUUGUGGGCAGAACUGAAAAAGCGUGUGCGAGCAAGGAGGCCAACAAACCUGACUCAGUUACACCAGCUCUGUCAGGAGGAAUGGGCCAAAAUUCACACCAAACUUAUUGUGGGAAGCUUGUGGAAGGCUACCCAAAACGUUUGACCCAAGUUAAACAAUUUAAAGGCAAUGCUACCAAAUACUAAUUGAGUGUAUGUAAACUUCUGACCCACUGGGAAUAAAAGCUGAAAUAAAUCAUUCUCUCUACUAUUAUUCUGACAUUUCACAUUCUUAAAAUAAAGUGGUGAUCCUAAUGACCUAAGACAGGGAACUUUUACUAGGAUUAAAUGUCAGGAAUUGUGAAAAACUGAGUUUAAAUGUAUUUGGCUAAGGUGUAUGUAAACUUCCGACUUCAACUGUACAAUAUGUUACAAGCUAUCUGUAGAAGCCAUAUUCUGAAUGAACAUGUCAUAUCAUGAUGUCCUUUGGGUGGUGGGCCAUUCUUGAUACACACGAGAAACUGUUGAAUAUAAAAAAACCAGCAGCGUUACAGUUCUUGACACACUCAAACCAGUGCACCUGGCACCUACUACCAUACCCCGUUCUAAAGCACUUAAAUAUUUUGUCUUGCCCGUUCACCCUCUGAAUGGCAGACAUACACAAUCCAUGUCUCAAUUGUCUCAAGGCUUAAAAAUUCUUCUUUAACCUGUCUCCUCCCCUUCAUUUACACUGAUUGAAGUGGAUUUAAAAAGUGACAUCAAUAAGGGAUCAUAUAGCUUUCACCUGGAUUCACCUGGUCAGUCUAUGUCAUGGAAAGAAGCAGGUGUUCCUAAUGUUUUGUAAACUCAGUGUAUGAUGUUUUCUUUUGUUUCACUGUUUCUAUUUCAAUUUUUUACUUUGCUUAAAAUGUUUCGCACACUUGUUGAUAAUUCUGUAUUUAAGUGCAGUUAGUAAUUAAUUAAUUAACAGUAAUUAAGUAAGAGUAGCCUAUCAGAAAAAAAGAUUUUUCCUAACAUCAGUAAGUGAUGUAUUUGAUGUGGUCAGGGAGGUAAUCAUGUGUGACAGAGUUGCAUUGUUGUCUCUGCUAUCUGCAUUCAUAAUUAAAGGUCUUCAGUGUCAGAGUUAUCUUAUUUGUGUUAUUAAUCUGUCUGUUUGUCUGUCUGUGCAUGUGUGCAUUAUUCUUAUAGGCAAUUUUUUGAUAAAUAUUGCUGAUCAAUAAAGCCAGCAAUAGAAAUUCCUCACUGUUUUGUAUAAGAUAGUGGCAAUGUUUUUGCUAACUUACCAUCUACUGUAAGGGUAUAACCAGGCCCCCUCACCCUCAAGUGGAUAAAAAGACAGCCUACUCCUCAUUGAGUAGACGUGGGUGCAGGCAGGGCUGGGAAUUGCAUGACAAUACUGAGAAUGUAAUAAACAUUGUGAAUAUACAAAGAGUUAUAAUAAUAUGUGUAUACAGUGCCUUCGGAAAGUAUUCAGACCCCUUGACUUUUUCCACAUUUUGUUACGUUACAGCCUUAUUCUAAAAUUGAUUAAAUAAAUACAAAUCUUCAGCAAUCUACACACAAUACUCCAUAAUACAAAGCGAAAACAGGUUAAAAUAAAAACAGAAAUACCUUAUUUACAUAAGUAUUCAUAUGACUCGAAAAUGAAAUUUAGAUCAGGUGCAUCCAGUAUCCAUUGAUCAUCCUUGAGAUGUUUCUACAACUUGAUUGGAGUCCACCUGUGGUAAAUUCAAUUGAUUGUACCAAGCCAUGAGGUCGAAGGAAUUCUCCGUAGAGCUCAGAGACAGGAUCGUGUUGAGGCACAGAUCUGGGGAAGGGUACCAAAACAUUUAUGCAGCAUUGAAGGUCCCCAAGAACACAGUGGCCUCCAUCAUUCUUAAAUGGAAGAAGUUUGGAACCACCAAGACUCUUCCUAAAGCUGGCCACCCGGCCAAACUGAGCAAUCGUGGGAGAAGGGCCUUGGUCAGGGAGGUGACCAAGAACCCGAUGGUCACUCUGACAGAGCUCUAGAGUUCCUCUGUGGAGAUGGGAGAACCUUCCAGAAGGACAACCAUCUCUGCAGCACUCCACCAAUCAGACCUUUAUGGUAGACUGGCCAGACGGAAGCCACUCCUCAGUAAAGCCACAUGACAGCCAGUUUGGAGUUUGCCAAAAGGCACCUAAAGACUCUCUGACCGUGAGAAACAAGAUUCUCUGGUCUGAUGAAACCAAGAUUGAACUCUUUGGCCUGAAUGCCAAGAGUCACGUCUGGAGGAAAACCUGGCACCAUCCCUACGGUGAAGCAUGGUGGUGGCAGCAUCAUGCUGUGGGGAUGUUUAUCAGCGGCAGGGACAGGGAGACUAGUCAGGAUCGAGGCAAAGAUGAACGGAGCAAAGUACAGAGAGAUCCUUGAUAAAACCCUGAUCCAGAGCGCUCAGGACCUCAGACUGGGGCGAAGGUUCACCUUCCAACAAGCACACAGCCAAGGCAACGCAGGAGUGGCUUCAGGACAAUUAUUUGAAUGUCCUUGAGUGUCCCAGCCAGAGCCCGGACUUGAACCUGAUCAAACAUCUCUGGAGAGACCUGAAAAUAGCUGUGCAAUGACGCUCCCCAUCCAACCUGACAGAGCUUGAGAGGAUCUACAGAGAUCCUUGUAUCGUCAUACCCAAGAAGACUAGAGGCUGUAAAGGUUCGGAAUACUUAUGUAAAUUUGAUAUUAAAUUUUUAAUUUAUUUUUGCAAAAAAAAGGAAAAACCUGUUUUUGCUUUGUCAUUAUGGGGUCUUGUGUGUAGAUUGAUAAGGAAAAAACCCAAUUUAAUCAAUUUUAGUAUAAGUCUGUAACGUAACAAAAUGUGGAAAAAGUCAAGGGGUCUGAAUGCGCUGUACAUGAACCCUCUUGAAUUAACUUUCAAUGAGUAAGUAGAUGAAUCCUCUCAGUGCACAAAUGUGUACUCUGCUUUGUUCUGUCAACUUCUCUUUGAUCAUGUAACCAUAAAAGUACAAAUUGACAUCAUCAAUCGCAACUAUACACAAACGAAACACUCCUUUCAGUAAAUGAGCCAACGCUUUUAUUUCACCCAAGCACAUUCGAAAGCAUGUAUGCACCCACACACACUCUCUCUCUCUCUCUCUCUCUCUCUCUCUCUUUCUCUCCACCUCUCUCACUCACUGUUUUACUUACAGCAGCAGUUGCCAUGGCGCCGGUGGGAGAGGUCAUGGGGUCGUGGGCAGUGUCAGCGUCGGAGUCAUUCUCUCCAGAGGUCGUUGUGUUCUCUCUGCUCUUCCUCCUCCUCUCCAUCAUCCUCCUCGCCCUCUGCACCAACUGUGGAAGGUCAGUGAUAGAUUAAUUUGAUUAUUUUUUAUUCCCAGGGACCAUAACAUUCUUAUUUUGUUGCAUUAGAGAGAGCGUUUGACGCCUACAGAUGUAGGAUCUUAAUUUGAUCACCCUGUUGUAGGAAAACUUGUAGUGUAUUUGGGUUUAAAAAGGCUUCUGAAGUUUGUAAUUUUCACGUUGAAAUUUCAGACUUGAUUUUCUCUAACGAAAAAGGUAUGAACCCCUACAACAAUGUCCAUUAAUUAUAAUCCACAUAAUAAUUCACAUUUCCUGUAGCAAACUGUCUUAACUUGAAAUCCUACAGACUGUAUGUCUGAGUAUAUAUAUAUAUAUAUAUGAACCUAUAUGACAGGCUUACAGGAAUGAGGUGUAGGUAAAUGUAUGAAUGAAACAUGCAUGGAGCUCAGUGCUCCAGGCUGCAACUAGUUCGCCCCUCACUGUCAUAAUACUCUACACUUGAUAGGGACAUUGUCUUUGAAUGUCGUAUUGUCUUUUGUCUUGUAGAUAAUCAUAAACCAAAAUACAGUGGGGGAAAAAAAGUAUUUAGUCAGCCACCAAUUGUGCAAGUUCUCCCACCUAAAAAGAUGAGAGAGGCCUGUAAUUUUCAUCAUAGGUACAUGUCAACUAUGACAGACAAAUUGAGAUUUUUUUUUCUCCAGAAAAUCACAUUGUAGGAUUUUUAAUGAAUUUAUUUGCAAAUUAUGGUGGAAAAUAAGUAUUUGAUCACCUACAAACAAGCAAGAUUUCUGGCUCUCACAGACCUGUACCUUCUUCUUUAAGAGGCUCCUCUGUCCUCCACUCGUUACCUGUAUUAAUGGCACCUGUUUGAACUUGUUAUCAGUAUAAAAGACACCUGUCCACAACCUCAAACAGUCACACUCCAAACUCCACUAUGGCCAAGACCAAAGAGCUGUCAAAGGACACCAGAAACAACAUUGUAGACCUGCACCAGGCUGGGAAGACUGCAUCUGCAAUAGGUAAGCAGCUUGGUUUGAAGAAAUCAACUGUGGGAGCAAUUAUUAGGAAAUGGAAGACAUACAAGACCACUGAUAAUCUCCCUCGAUCUGGGGCUCCACGCAAGAUCUCACCCCGUGGGGUCAAAAUGAUCACAAGAACGGUGAGCAAAAAUCCCAGAACCACACGGGGGGACCUAGUGAAUGACCUGCAGAGAGCUGGGACCAAAGUAACAAAGCCUACCAUCAGUAACACACUACGCCGCCAGGGACUCAAAUCCUGCAGUGCCAGACGUGUCCCCCUGCUUAAGCCAGUACAUGUCCAGGCCCGUCUGAAGUUUGCUAGAGUGCAUUUGGAUGACAAUGAUUCCCAAACACACUGCCCGGGCAACGAAGGAGUGGCUUUGUAAGAAGCAUUUCAAGGUCCUGGAGUGGCCUAGCCAGUCUCCAGAUCUCAACCCCAUAGAAAAUAUUUGGAGGGAGUUGAAAGUCCGUGUUGCCCAGCGACAGCCCCAAAACAUCACUGCUCUAGAGGAGAUCUGCAUGGAGGAAUGGGCCAAAAUACCAGCAACAGUGUGUGAAAACCUUGUGAAGACUUACAGAAAACGUUUGAUCUGUGUCAUUGCCAACAAAGGGUAUAUAACAAAGUAUUGAGAAACUUUUGUUAUUGACCAAAUACUUAUUUUCCACCAUAAUUUGCAAAUAAAUUCAUUAAAAAUCCUACAAUGUGAUCUUCUGGAAUUUUUUCUCAUUUUGUCUGUCAUAGUUGACGUGUACCUAUGAUGAAAAUUACAGGCCUCUCUCAUCUUUUUAAGUGGGAGAACUUGCACAAUUGGUGGCUGACUAAAUACUUUUUUUCCCCACUUUAUGUCUCUCUCAAACGCACGCACGCAUGCACACACUCACACUCUCUCACACGCGCAUGCGCACACGCACACACACACACACACACACACACACAUUCCAGACAGACAGAACGUUCAGGUUUGGCGGCUCAGGGAAUUCCUGUGGUAUGAGGUAUAGGGCCCUCUCUCCCUCUCACUCUACAUUACGAAAUGACACACUUCAAAUAACGUACAUAAUGUAUAGGUCGAUACCACCGGUGAAUCACUCAGAUACUUCAAUCUGUUUAUUUUUCUUUUACGAGCGAGAGAGAGAAUAGACAUACCUUUGUUAGGUUCUGAACAAAGAGAGUAAAAACUCAAAUGGACUACUAGAAAAAGCUUAAAGCAAGUUUAUCAGUAGAUAUCUGUUGAACUUGUUCGGAUUCUCUAGUCUGUGUUGUGUUCCACAGGCAAUCGUUUGAGCUCCACGACGGUGGUGAAGAGGUGGAGAGAACCCAAUCACAGCUGAUGAGAGUGGUGAGAGACAGGACAGCCAACAACAAUGACGACAGCUAUGUCCUGACCAGGGUUACACAGAAGUCAGUAAGAGAGGAGAUAGGGAGAUACCGAGGAAGGGAGGAAGCAAGAAAGGUGUAGAAGGGAUCAAAGGGUUGAAGGGUGGGAAGAGAGGAGGGAGGGAUGCGAUGGAAUGGAAUCCUUUUGAGAGUACUUUGCCCUGAGACCAAUGACAGGGAAAUUAUGAACCCAGUAUACUGUGAUAUUUUUACCUGAGUGUUUUUGAUUGACAGGUAAAGUUGGAGGAUGACCUGGCCGCCAGGGAAAACCCCAUGAUCAAUGACAUCAGAAAAGACGAGAGAGGUGGGAAACCGAACUGCUACCUCUAGAUCUACUAGAAUGGUUGUCUUACAGUGUGUGUUCUGUUUUCAUCUCCUCCCUGGUUAGAUUUCAGUCACAUACCUGAAGACAGUAUCCCAGAGCAGCUUCCUGCUGAGCAGGAUGGCUCCAGGUUCAAACCCUCAAGGAGCCACAGGGAGGCGCCAGAUGAGCAAGGUACUGCCUUCACCACUCUCUCUGUUUCACUCUCUCUGUAUCUCCCUACGUAUUUCUCCCAUGUGUCUUUCACACAAGUGCGGUGAGUAGUGGGUGAGUAUUACAGGUGUGUUUUGAUGUCCUGCAGGCGAUUCUCCAGGUGCCUUGCAGAUCGCCAACGGAACCCCUGUGGCCAUGACGAUUAUAUCUCCUUCCCCUCCCACCACCGUCGACAUCGGUAGGCUACCUCAAAUCACCCAUGUGCACUUCUCAAACUAAUUGGGCUCAAUCUCUCUUUGGCUAAGCUUCAGGUUACUUAUUUUCUCACCUUGUAGGUGACCUGAGGGACGUCCUGAACUUCACAGCCGAGCUCCGCUCUAUCCCAGCCCCCAUAUCCGUGGUGGAGGUUGACACCCCCCUCGAGUCUGUACCCCCUCCUGUCUAUUCAGGGGACACCCUGGACGCCCCCAUCAUGAAUGUACUUCACACCCUGGUGCUGGAUGCCCCCAUUGGACAAUCUUGAACCUGUCGAUAUCCCCAUCGUGAAUGACCAUGACCGCCUGGAGGCCCCGGCAGAAUUCAGCUCCAACUUUAUCGCUCAGCUUGAAGAAGAGGGUCAGGUGGAGGGUGAGGAGCAGGGGCCUUCCUUGGGGGUCCGACCCCAGCACACCUAUGAGAUCAUUGGGGAGCUCACUCCUGAUGAACCCUCUGUGGAAGUGGACCUGGCAACCCCAGGCUAUCAAACCAUAGCUGAACUGGUCCACGAAUCAACCACACAGCCUGACGAUGACACAACCAUGGUCACAGAGCCAACGGACCUGGCAAGCCCAGGCUAUGAGAUCAAAGCUGAACUGGUCCAGCAAUCGAGCGCAACCACACUGCCUGAUUAUGAGCCAAUAAUAACUACAGUAACAGACCCGGGGGAGGGGCUUGACCUGACAAGCCCACUCUCAUUGGUGGAGGAGGAAGAGGAGGGUUUGAGUGACAGGGGGUGGAAUCCAAUGUAUGCCAGGGUGAGCAGGAAGCUUAAUAAGUGCCCUACCCCACCCCCUGUGCCUCCACCAGAGGACGAGGAAGACGAGGAAUCUUUACCUCCAUUACCGGAAAGAAGUGGAGAGAUGGAGGGAUGA